GAGCUAUUUGAGUACAAUGUAAUGGUUUGUAAUUCUUUAAUUCAUAAACACAUGAUCUUGACUUCCGGUCAGAUGCCACUGCCCCAGGGCCGGGCUGUACGUGUUCGUGGUGCGUUGCUGCACCUUGUACGGAUCUAAGCUAACCUAUAACUUUUUUUUUGAAAGGAAGGGCCUUUAAAUUGUAUACUUUGUUAAUUACAUUAUCACAAAAAUUGGAAUUGCGGAGUAGUAAUGGAAAGUGCAUUCUGAAUCAGAUUCCCUACUUUGAAGCCGGGGAGGGUUUGUUUUGUGCCACUGACAGCUUGAAGUGUCACUCUAGUGGACUGUAUUAGUGAAUUCUACUAAAAAUGGCAAAUAACGGGUCGUACAGCAAUGAUCGUCCAUCCUCUGGUGGUGACCCACCGGAUUAUGCUGCUGAUCCAGCUUCUGGAGGAUUUUUUCAUUCAGAUUAUAAAAAGCAUGAUGAUUUAAAACAAAUGUUGGACAGUAAUAAAGAUGGGCUCAAACUUGAGGCCAUGAAAAGAAUCAUUGGGAUGGUUGCAAAAGGUCGAGAUGCAUCUGACUUAUUUCCUGCUGUAGUUAAAAAUGUGGUUUCAAAAAAUAUUGAAGUAAAGAAAUUGGUUUAUGUGUAUCUUGUUCGAUAUGCAGAGGAACAACAAGAUCUGGCUCUCCUUUCUAUUUCAACGUUUCAGAGAGCAUUGAAGGAUCCCAAUCAACUAAUUCGAGCUAGUGCUCUUCGUGUUCUGUCCAGCAUAAGGGUCCCAAUGAUUGUACCUAUAGUUAUGUUGGCAAUCAAAGAUUCUGCAUCUGACAUGUCUCCAUAUGUAAGAAAAACUGCAGCUCAUGCUAUACCUAAGUUGUAUAGUUUAGAUCAAGACCAAAAAGAAGAAUUGGUGCAUGUAAUUGAAAAACUGUUGUCUGAUAAAACUACACUAGUAGUUGGUUCUGCAGUUAUGGCAUUUGAAGAGGUGUGCCCUGAGCGUAUUGAUUUGGUUCAUAAAAAUUACAGAAAGCUUUGUAACCUCUUGGUUGACGUAGAUGAAUGGGGCCAAGUAAUAAUUAUUAACAUGCUUACUCGUUAUGCACGAACACAAUUUGUCAAUCCUAAUGAUGAUACCGUUGGGGAAGAAACAGUUGAUAAACCAUUUUAUGAAGAUGAUGAUGAUGAAGAUGAAGAUACUGAAAAGGACGAAAAAGUUAAAAAGACAUACACUCUUGAUGCUGACCACCGACUAUUACUUCGAAAUACAAAACCUUUAUUACAGAGCCGAAACGCAUCUGUUGUUAUGGCUGUGGCACAGUUGUACCAUCAUUUAGCCCCAAGGUCAGAAGUGAACGUUGUUGCCAAAGCCCUCAUAAGAUUGCUUCGAUCUCAUCGUGAAGUGCAAUCUGUUGUAUUAAAUUGUAUUGCAUCGAUAUCCACUAUGAGAAAGGGAAUGUUUGAGCCAUUCUUGAAGAGCUUUUUUGUAAGAACAAGUGAUCCUACUCACAUUAAACUGUUAAAAUUGGAAAUAUUGACAAAUUUAGCCACUGAAACAAGUAUAUCAGUGAUUCUUCGAGAGUUUCAAACUUAUAUAUCAAGCAAUGAUAAGGAAUUUGUUGCUGCAACGAUUCAAGCUAUAGGACGUUGUGCAUCAAACAUUAAAGAAGUGACGGACAUCUGUUUGAAUGGAUUAGUGGUUCUUCUUUCAAAUAGAGAUGAAGCUGUGGUGGCUGAAAGUGUUGUUGUAAUAAAAAAAUUGCUUCAAACACAACCUAAUGAACAUAAAGAUAUUAUUAUUCAUAUGGCUAAAUUAGUAGAUUUUAUAACUGUUUCACAGGCACGAGCAUCUAUUCUUUGGCUUUUGGGAGAAUAUUCUGAUCGUGUGCCUAAAAUUGCCCCAGACGUACUUCGUAAAAUGGCAAAAACAUUUAUUAAUGAGGAGGACAUUGUUAAGCUUCAAAUACUAAAUCUUGCUGUGAAGUUAUAUUUAACAAAUCCCAAGCAAACAAAACUUCUUUGUCAAUAUGUAUUUAGUUUGGCUCGUUAUGAUCAAAAUUACGAUAUUAGAGACCGUGCAAGAUUUCUGCGUCAAUUCAUAUUUCCAACCAAUGGUUCCGAGCAAACAAAAUUAUCAAAACAUGCAAAGAAAAUCUUUCUUGCGACAAAGCCAGCGCCUGUAUUGGAAUCCAAAUUUAAAGAUCGUGAACAGUUUCAGCUGGGAUCCCUUUCUCAUUAUAUAAAUGCUCGAGCGAAUGGCUAUCAUGACUUGCCUGAUUUUCCUGAGGUGGCUCCGGACAAUGGUGUAAGGGAUGUAGAACCUACCCCUGUUUACCAAGAACCUCGUGUGAAGAAGCCUCAUGUGGUCAAAAAACGAUCAUUUUAUUCUGAAUCAGAACACAGUUCCCCAGCAGAUGAAGAUUCAGAUGACAGCAGUGAAGAAGAUAGUAGUGAUGAUGAAAGCUCAGAAGAAAAUAGUGAGGCAGAAAGCGGUUCUGAAAGUGAAGAAAACUCAAAAAGCAAAUCUACUAAUGCACCAAGUGUUAAGAAAGUCUCCAAAAAAUCCGAUGAUUCAGCAGAAUCAGAUUCUGAUGAGGAAGAUGACGACGACUCAUCUUCAUCUUCCUCAUCUUCUGAUGGAGGCGGAGAUGAAGAGGAUGAUGAUGAUGAUGACGAUAAGGCUAGUGAGUCUUCAGAAACAAAUGAUUCGUCAGAUAAUGAAAAGAAAAAGAAGCCAAAAGAAGCAACUGCUGUAGUUAAGGGAUCUGUAAGCACUAAUCAGUCCAGAUCUGGAGCUGCCAAACCAAAAAGCAAUUUGGAUUUGCUUUUAGAAUUGGAUGACGUUCCCCCAACAAUUACUCCAGUGAUGACCCCUUCAUUGGGUGGCUUCUUAACUCCAUUAACGACGCCUGUUGCCCCAUUGACUUCCACUACCAUCCAGAAUCUUCCCCCAGGUAUAACAAUGCACGAUUUUGCUCCUAUUGGACUCUUACACGUAGGCACAAGUUUGCCAGGUACAGUUGGCAUUGAUUUUAAUGAUUCAACCCAGCCUAUCAGUUUUGAAAUAGUUACAAGUGAACGAACGUGCAAAGUGAACUUACGAGCUUCAAUAGGAGAGCUUAUUCGUGCUGUUACAAUGCCCGAGAAUCUCUUCAUUUCUGAACAAGGAAAAUUGAAAGGAAUGACUGAACACACUGCAUCUCUCUCAUUGCCAAUUACAUGUAACAAUUCAAAGGCGAUUUGUCAAAGGGUAUAUGAAAUUGCAAAUGUGGCAGCUAUUCCUGGCACCGAUCCUAGUGUUUUGAGAUUUGCAGGGCAGACAUUGUCAUCUAAGUCUUUGGUCCUUAUAAUAAUAAAGAUAUUAGAUGGUGAACAAGUCAAUGUAUCUGUGAAUUGUGAAAAGAUGGUUGUUGGAUCUAUGCUCUUAAAUGAAAUUAAGAGCCAUUUACGAAAGCAUUAUAGAUCGGGUUCAGUCGGGCCGGUGAAAUCGAAAGGCAUGGGAUUUGCUCCCUGAUAAAAGACCAACAUUUCGUGAUGCGAAGACAAAGUUGGGUCUUUUAAGGGCACAGACAAUUUCCAAUUAGACAUAAUUAAUUAAGUGCUUCAAAGAAGUUGUGGUUAGGUAUUGCUGAUUUUGGGGAGUGUAAAAAGAACCUUAUACGUCCAAACUCUUCUGCCAGGAUCAUAUCCUUACAGUGUAUAUUUGAAUGAAUGUGUGCGUAUUUGCCUAUGUACAAAGAAGAUAACACAAUAGUUAUUUUAACUAUGAGCUCAUUAGAAUGAUGAACAAAUAAAAUGUUUAUCCCCUUUAUGAGCUAAUAUGUGUGCUUUGUAGAAAAGUGACUAUGUUAAAUCAAAAAAUGAGUCAGACAUGCCCUGUGAAUUUCUGUUCUUUAUACUUAAUUCAUGCUGCAAUAUUGACUUAGAUUCAAAAAGUGGUGAAAAGUAUUGCAGCAUCUAAUAGAUCAGUGUUACAUCAGUGAAUUACUUGUGUAUCAUCAGUCAUGCAGCUAUACUUGUGCAAUGCAUGUAAUAAAUGGUCUUUCUUGUACAAUGUUUGGUCCAUUACUGUGUCUAAUUGUGCAUGAGACUUGAUAUUGGUAGAAAGGAAAUAUUUCAACUGUUAACCUUGUUUAACGCUUACAGAUGCCUGUUUAAUUUUCCUACCCACAAAAAAAUCAACAUUCUUCUCCACGAUUUUAAUUUUAAAUGCCUUCCAAAUUGCAUAAUGUUAUAAAAAGCUUAUUUAAAUACAUACUGAAUAUUGACCAUUCUUGAAUGUAUAAACUGCCUUUUUCAGUAUUGACAUAUGAAAUCUUUUGUCUUAUAUAGCUGAUCACAUUACCUUUUCAGUAGAAUAUGUCCAGUAAUUUGUGAUGAUAGGUUACAAAAAUUGUGUUGUAAUUGCAUUGCUUGUACAUUUUUAUUUUAAUUUUGGAUUAAUUUCCUGGCUCAAUUUUCUUGGGAAAUGGAAUGUAUAAAGUGCAAAUUUUGUGUGCCUUGGGUUUAAAUUAAGUGUAACUUGAAUGAAGAGGAAUGUUUAUUUUUACUGUUCUUUGUAAAAGAAUCUCACUGGAGGAGAAGACUUGUAAACUUUUGUUUCGUGUACAUUAGAGUGAGGAAGGAAAGGUUGCUCAAAGAACUCAAGAGUGGUCUUUGUCUUGCUCGGGCAAGAUGUAUGAAAAUUGUUUUAUUUUGUGUACAUUAUAUUUGUAAAUAGCUCUGUAUAUAAUAUAUAUCUAUAGAUUUAUAUUAAGAAACUAUUUCUUAUGACAAUCUGGAUUGAUUCUGUUUGAUCAUUUUCCUUAUAUUGUACCUUUUUAAUUUAGUUUACCUGUGGUUAAACCUGAUUUAGUCAUUAAUAAUCAGAGUCUGAUGCCCAAGAAUUAAAAAGGGUUUUUAGUAAUAUACAUAUGCAGAGGAAUAAACCUGAAGAGAUGUGUUCCGUUAACUUGUUGUAUGAUUAUGUACCUCAUUUACUACAGUUUGUGAAUUGAAUUCAAAGAUCUAUGAAUUUGGAUAGUUUUGGAGAUCAUAUAAGAUUGCUUAUAUUUGUAUUAAAUAUAUAAAUUUUUGGCUUUCUUGGGCUUUUAUGUUCUUAGCAUUACUCAGUAAAGAAAACUCUUUGAAAUUUCAAGUAAUGAAAUGCCUUCCCUGAAAACCGUAACCUCAUCUCAUGUGAGAAAUAAUAUAAAAUUCAGUGAACAUUUGUUUAUCACAAUAUAUUCAGAGGCCAUCCUUAGAAUGAAUGCAAGUGGAGCUGUCGUUACAGCUAGUGCCACAUAACAUUGAAGAAUCAAACCUUAGAACUGAUCAGAUUUGUAGCACUUGAACAUCAAAUGAUCUUUUGUAUUAAAAGAAAUAAACAGAUGCAGCAGAAUAUAUUACAUGUCAUUUUUAAAACAAUAUUGGUAAGUAUUGUGAAAUUAUUGUGUAUGUACCUACUUCAAAUUGAGAGUACUUUGACUCCACUUCUGUCCAGUACUGAGGACUGCUGCUUCAUUUGCUUCACCUAAUGACUGUCCUUCAGAGGUAUCUCAAAACAAAGAAUUACACAGACAUGUUUUCUAGUCUGAUGUUCCUUGACGUUUGAUGUAAAAUCUUUGAGAAAGUGUAUUCUGCAAGUAUUAUGUGUCAACAUGAAAAUAUGGCUCUAUUGGACAGUAAUAAAUUAUGUUUAUUAGAAAUAAGAAAAGGAACUGCUUGCUAAGAGUGCAACAAUGUAUUUUGAGAAGGUAAUAGAAGAACAUUUACACAUUAAAGAUAUCUUUCUUGAGUAUUGUCUGUGAAUACAUCAUGGUGGAUGAAAACCUUAUUGAAAAUCAUUAAUGCAGAUUGUAAUGUACGUAAAUAGCUAAGGUGCUGCCCUUGCUGGAAACAUCAUUCUUGACACAGUGUAGAUGUAAAUAAUCAUCUGAUUCUAACCAAAUACUAGGUAUUUUCUUUGUGCAUUUCUGUGUAUGUAACAAUCCAGACAGAUCUGAUAAAAGUAUGAACAUGUUUUUUGUUAACUUUUUUCUACUAGUUAUAAAAUGUUUUGAUCGUAGUCCUCUGGUAGUGUGAAAUGCAUGAAAAAUUUACAAAAUUUCACAGAGUACUGUGCAGUAACUUCUUAGGAAAAUAUUCCGAAUACAUUUUGAGAGAAUGUGUUGGUCUUUGGUGUACAAGCAUGGUAGCAGCAACUUAGUGGAUAACCCUGCAUAUGUUGUAGGUGAGAUCAUUGUAUGGUAAUCUGAACAAAAUAAAAAUAUGCAACAUUUGGAUUUAAAUAUAUUGAUUUAUUCUCCA
Gryllus bimaculatus (two-spotted cricket) is the source of this 6268-nucleotide messenger RNA. The record is from the annotation of a GenBank genome assembly. NCBI's taxonomy places the organism in Eukaryota, Metazoa, Arthropoda, Insecta, Orthoptera, Gryllidae.